AUGAACCUGGCCCACACCACUGUGCUCCUGUGGGUGUGGGGCAGUCUCCAGAGCUUUGAAAUUGUAGAGAAGGAGAACAUUUUUCAGAAAACUCCUUGCCCAGCUUUCUUGAUGUUUGACAAUGCAGCUUACCUGGCCGAUAUGAGCUUUGAGCUUCCUUGCCACUGCAAGCCUGAGGAGGUAUCAGCUGUGGUCUGGUACUACCAGAAGCACCUAGGCAGCAGCCACACCAAAGUGCUGACUGACUUUGAUGGGCGGGUGCUGACGGAGGCGGCUCACGUGCGCGUGGGGAGUGACAUGCUAGUCCGCUUUAGUAUCCGCAUGUUCAGCCUGCUGGUUUUCCGGGCCCAGCCCGAGGACUCAGGCUUGUAUUUUUGUGGCUCCCGUAAGGGGGACUACUUUUAUGCCUAUGACGUGGACAUCCAGAGUAAUGAAGGGAUGGUGGCCACCUUCCAGGAUGAGGACCAAGAGCCCUUUGAAGAUGAGUACCAUGGGGACCUCCAUGUCUUCACUACUUUCUGGGAGUGGACCCCCUGUGAUCGCUGUGGGGUACGUGGGGAGCAGUGGCGCAUUGGCCUCUGCUACCUACAGAGCCCAGGCCUCUCCCCACGUUACCGCAAGACGCUGCCCAAUGUGGUGUCCUGUGGUUCGCAGGCUGUGCCAAAGAAACUGUGGACCAUAGCCAGGGCCCACACACCUGAGCUGCUGGUUCGGAGCUGCAUAGUGUCCUGUGAGAAGAGGAAGACGAUCCGCGAGGGCCUGCUGGCCAUUUUCAACUACGUGUCUAAAGUGGGCAGCCGGCCCUGGGUGCCCCAGGUGCCCAUUCAGUUCCACCAGCAGAGGCUGGGGCAUGGACUCAUCAUCUCCUGCCCUGGUGCCCGGCCAGAGCAUGCUGUGGCUUGGGACAAAGACGGCCAGCACCUAUACCGCACACACUAUCUGAAGGGCGUCAACAGGUCUAUGCGGGUGUUCAUUGACCAUGGCAACCAGCUCCACAUCCGUUUCACCCAGCUGAGUGACCGAGGCAUCUACUAUUGUUGGCGGCAGGGAGUGCAGAUCGCCGGGUUCCGGCUGGCUGUGAAAUCCCGUGGCCAUUACCAUGUCUCCUUCUCAGACCCGGAGACUCGCUCUGUCCUCCAGCUCACCCUGAUAGGCUACCUGCUUAUCACAGCAGUCUUUGUGUCUAUUCACCUCUUCCGUUGCUGCUGUUACGUAUUUCGCUGUUGUCCCAACUUCUCCCCCUAG
Chrysochloris asiatica (Cape golden mole) is the source of this 1245-nucleotide messenger RNA. Its product is annotated as Ig-like V-type domain-containing protein FAM187A-like. The transcript has a single exon. NCBI's taxonomy places the organism in Eukaryota, Metazoa, Chordata, Mammalia, Afrosoricida, Chrysochloridae. The coding region runs from base 1 to 1245 and encodes 414 amino acids. The record is from RefSeq and is a predicted model, not a curated record.